AUGCUGCAGGCUGAAACCACCAUUAAACACAGUCGUGUAUACUUCCAAAAACUAACCCCACAAGUGCUUCGCGAUAAACCACUAGCGGGACACACAUCAUCAUCAUCAGAAGUAAUCUCAAUCUCAAUCAACAAUUGCGGCACGCGUCUUGUCACAUCACGAACUGAUAAAUCAUUACGUAUCUGGAAAUGUCUAUCUGAUCGAAUGGUCGACCCAACAAUUGUUGAAGAUGCCCAUUCAAAAGCCGUUGAAAGUAUAUCUUGGGACCCCAAUAGUGAAUAUAAUUUUGCGACAGUGGGGAGAGAUGAGUAUAUUAAAAUAUGGCGAGGUUCAACCGGCACUUUGGAGAAUGUGAUCAAGACCCCCUUGAAAAGUUUAAAAUUGAUACGAUAUUCAAUUGAUGGAGAAUUGAUGAUUGUUGUUGAUCGAGAAUCAAAUGUCUUGUGUUUUGCUGUUAAUCAAAAUUAUAAAUUGGUCAAUGAAUUUAAAGUACUGGAUUACGUAUAUGAUUUACAAUGGUUUAAUUAUGGUCAUGAAUUUUUUAUUAUAGCAUUACACGAUGGAUCGUUGCCGAUCUAUAAAGUGAUUGAUAGUGUGGAUACGGCAAUUAACAUAAAGCUAAAAGCCACAUUGACUGGCCAUCGAUCUUCCGCUACAUCAAUAGCCAUAUCACCACGAGGCCGUCAUUUCGCCAUUGGAGCCAGUGAAGGGGUAGUUAGUAUAUGGGACACCAAAUCAAUGGUCAAUUGUCGAGUCAUCACCAAUAUCGACGAAGUCGUAUCAUCAUUAGAUAUAAAUCGUGAUGGAGCUUAUAUUGCAGUUUCAUUUGAUAAAGAUUCAAACUCAAUCAUUUACGAUUUAGAAACUGGCGAAGAACUUUUUCAAGUUCCCAAUAGUGCAAGUGGUAAAAUGACUUUCAGUUCAAUUUGUUGGUUUCCUACUAAAUCGGCGUUUGCCUAUAGCUCUGAUUUCGGUACCACUGUCACUUGGAUGAAGAAAACUGAUCGUGAUAGAAGUGAUAUAAAUGAAAGAGGUGGUGGGUUGGGGUUGAAUGGACCUAGAAGGAAAUAG
This is a messenger RNA of Lodderomyces orthopsilosis Co 90-125, 1071 nucleotides long. RefSeq lists its product as uncharacterized. The transcript has a single exon. The record is from RefSeq and is a predicted model, not a curated record. The coding region runs from base 1 to 1071 and encodes 356 amino acids. Gene Ontology annotation, molecular function: protein binding. Lineage: Eukaryota; Fungi; Ascomycota; Pichiomycetes; Serinales; Debaryomycetaceae. Gene Ontology annotation, biological process: mRNA export from nucleus. Gene Ontology annotation, cellular component: THO complex part of transcription export complex.